CGAGAGACGCUUUUUCCAGUGCUCUACUUUGUUGUUUGUGUCUUUUGGUGGUCAUGUCUGUUUGUGCGAGGACGUGGUCCGUUCUACGUCCACGAUGGCGGAUACCGAUGAAUUGGAUUGCGCGCCGAGGAAUGAGCGUGAGUGCGGCGGAGCUCAGGUUUGGACAGCCGGUGCAUGAGACACAUCCGCAUUUGUUGAAGGCUGGUGAAAUAACACCCGGAAUUACCGCACAGGAAUACUACGACCGACGCGUCAGGCUCGCCAAAUCCCUCCCCGCAAACUCCAUCGCCGUGCUCGCUGCUUCCGACAUCAAGUUUCGCUCGGGAGCCGUCUUCUACAAGUUCCACCAGGACUCGGAUUUCUUAUAUCUGACUGGCUUCAACGAGCCCGACGCCGUCGCCAUAAUAGAGAAGCUCUCCGACUCGGGCGAACACAACUUCCACCUCUACUGCCGCCCCAAAGACCCCAAAGCCGAGCUCUGGGAAGGCGCGCGCUCCGGCCUCCAAGCCGCCGAAGACGUCUUCAACGCCGACACGACGGGCGACGUGAACUCGCUGCCCAAACUCCUGCCCUCCGUCAUCGCCCGCGCCAAAGAAAUCUACACCGAUCUCCCCAACAGCCUCAUCUCCAGAAACACACUGACGCGCUACCUCUCGGGCCAAGAACCCUCACGAACGGGGGGCAUCGCAACCAUCUUCCGCGACGCGCCUCAUAACCCUCCCAUCCGACCUCUCCGCCCUCUGCUAAACUCCCUCCGCGUCAUCAAGUCCGCCGCCGAGAUCAAAAACAUGCGUAAAGCGGGCCAGCACUCGGGCCGUGCCUUCACGGACGCCAUGCGCCACUCCUUCGCGCUGGAGAAGGACCUCCAGUCCUUCCUCGAGUACUGGUUCACGCAGGACGGGUGCGAGGGUCCCGCCUACGUGCCCGUCGUAGCCGGCGGCGCGAAUGCGAAUACGAUCCACUACGUCAGCAACGACAUGCCGCUGUCCUCCCAGGAGCUGGUGCUCGUGGACGCCGGCGCGCAGUAUGGAGGGUAUGUGGCGGAUAUAUCGCGCACGUGGCCCGUCGGAGGCAAAUUCGACGCCGCGCAGAGGGAUCUGUAUGCCAUGUUAUUGGCCGUGCAGAGGAAGUGCGUAGCGCUAUGCCAUGAGGGAUCCGGUCUCAGUCUGGAUGCAUUGCACAAAGUCGCGAGUCAGAGUCUCGAGGAAGGAUUAAAGGACCUGGGGUUUGACAUGUCUAGUCCCUCUGCUAUCGAGACGCUGUUCCCGCACCAUGUGGGUCAUUAUGUCGGGCUGGAUGUGCACGAUUGCCCUGGCUUGUCGAGGGCGAGGAAGUUCGAGCGGGGGAUGUGUGUGACGGUUGAGCCGGCCGUGUAUGUGCCUGACGAUGAGCGGUGGCCUACGUGGGCGAGGGGGAUGGGCAUGCGCGUCGAGGAUAGUGUGUGUGUGGAUGAGGCCGGGCCGUAUGUCUUGACGACCGAGGCGGUUAAGGAGAUUGUCGAUAUCGAAGCCCUAAAGAGCUAGGAAAGGCACUGAACCGUUCAAUCUUCACCUUGCUAUCUCGUCUCGCCCCGCCUCGUCUGGACCUUCUACACCAGAGGGAAUACCGUCAUGUCAUUCUCAAAUCGGUUUGUAUAUCUGUUGUACAACUAGUGUACUGUAUUGGACUGUACUACUGUACUAUAUUCCUAUUCUAAUAUAUAACAACACAAUGGCCAAGAUGGCCCAUUGGCCCAAACGGCGAGUUCAAGAGCAGCUCCUCCCUGUAUAUACAAUAUAUUCAUCAC
This is a messenger RNA of Westerdykella ornata, 1786 nucleotides long. RefSeq lists its product as uncharacterized. NCBI's taxonomy places the organism in Eukaryota, Fungi, Ascomycota, Dothideomycetes, Pleosporales, Sporormiaceae. The transcript has 5 exons. Gene Ontology annotation, molecular function: metalloaminopeptidase activity; manganese ion binding. The record is from RefSeq and is a predicted model, not a curated record. The coding region runs from base 54 to 1523 and encodes 489 amino acids. Gene Ontology annotation, cellular component: mitochondrion.